AUGCAUAUGACAAAGGUCACCGCCAUCCUUGCCUUCGCUGCAAGCCUUGCCGCCGCCGCCCCGGGUGCCAAGCUUGCCGUUCCGGAGAAGCGCCAAACCACCGAGUUCGGUCCCUAUCCCGAGGACAGUUAUCAGGGCAAGGCGAACAGCAAGCGCCAGACUACCGAGUUCGGCCCUUACCCUGAAGACAGCUACCAGGGUAGGGCGAGCCAGAGGCGCCAGACGACCGAAUUUGGUCCCUACCCCGAGGAUAGCUACCAGGGACAGGAGAAUGGAAAGCGUCAGACUACAGAAUUUGGUCCUUACCCUGAAGAUAACUACCAGGGCAAGGACAACCAAAGACGCCAGACGACAGAGUUUGGCCCGUACCCUGAAGACAGUUACCAGGGCAAGAGCUCGAAGCGACAGACCACCGAGUUUGGGCCCUAUCCCGAGGACAAGUAUGAGGGAAACAGCAUCAAGGAGAAGCGUCAAACCACAGAGUUUGGCCCCUACCCCGAAGACAAGUACGACAGCAACAGCAUGAAGGAGAAGCGUCAGACUACGGAAUUCGGACCCUAUCCCGAGGACAAGUAUGAGCGCAACAACAUGAAGGAGAAGCGCCAGACAACCGAGUUUGGUCCUUAUCCAGAGGAUAAGUACGAGAGCAGCAACUCCAAGCGUCAAACGACCGAGUUCGGACCUUAUCCUGAAGACAAGUACGAAGCCAAAAACUCUAGACGCCAGACCACCGAGUUCGGACCCUACCCGGAGGAUAAGUACGAGAGCAAGAACUCCAAGCGCCAGACCACCGAGUUCGGACCCUACCCGGAGGAUAAGUAUGAGGGUAACGGCAAGAAGGAGAAGCGCCAGACCACCGAAUUCGGACCCUAUCCCGAGGACAAGUACGAGGCCACCGACAAGAAGGAAUAG
Messenger RNA from Colletotrichum lupini, 912 nucleotides. RefSeq lists its product as uncharacterized. Bases 1 to 912 code for a protein of 303 amino acids. The record is from RefSeq and is a predicted model, not a curated record. The transcript has a single exon. Lineage: Eukaryota; Fungi; Ascomycota; Sordariomycetes; Glomerellales; Glomerellaceae.